AUGGCAAUGAGACGUAAAACCAGUACUAUCUGGAAUCAUUUUUCCUUAAAAGAUAAUAAAGCAAAGUGUAAUUAUUGUGCGGAUUUUUUAAGCAUUUUAUCUUCAAAUACUGGAAAUUUAAUAAGACAUUUGAAAAGAAAACACCCCACUAUAUCGAUUUAUCCGGCAAUGCGUCGCGAGACUGUAUUAUUGGAUAAUAUGUUGGCGUUAAAAACUUCAGAAGCUGGUACAUCAGAUUCAAAUCCAAUUAAUACAAUGAAAAAUAAUUCUAAUGUUAUCAGUAAUUAUUUGCAAAAUACUAAUCCUUUAUCCAUGCGCCAAAUUGCUGAAAUAGAUGCACAAUUGAUCAAGAUGAUUGCAAAAGAAUAUCAUUCAAUGCAAAUCAUUGAAGGGACUGAAUUUAGAAUGCUAUUGAAGUUGUUAAAUCCAAGAUAUAAUGUACCGAAUCGAAAAACAUUGGCUAAAACUUUAUUGCCACAGAUGUAUGAAAAAGAAUUAAAUAUAGUGCGUGAAAAAAUAGCAAAAACGACUUCAAUAUGCCUCACAACUGAUGCGUGGACAUCAAUAACUAAUGAUAGUUAUAUGGCAAUAACGGCACAUUAUAUGGGUGAAAAUGGUAAUUUAUGUGUUAAUUUAUUAUGCUGCGUGCAAUAUAAUGAAAGACACACCAGUAUAAAUGUAAGCAAUUUCUUAAGAAAUGAAUUAAAUAAAUGGAAUUGA
Molecule: messenger RNA, 720 nt
Organism: Ctenocephalides felis (cat flea)
Lineage: Eukaryota; Metazoa; Arthropoda; Insecta; Siphonaptera; Pulicidae
Product: zinc finger BED domain-containing protein 1-like
Exons: 1
Coding region: 1-720 (239 amino acids)
Molecular function (GO): DNA binding
Source: RefSeq, a predicted model, not a curated record